Messenger RNA from Xenopus laevis (African clawed frog), 2620 nucleotides. Its product is annotated as E3 ubiquitin-protein ligase TRIM7. The record is from RefSeq and is a predicted model, not a curated record. The transcript has a single exon. Bases 66 to 1661 code for a protein of 531 amino acids. Lineage: Eukaryota; Metazoa; Chordata; Amphibia; Anura; Pipidae.
CCUGCUCCAUUUGCCUAAGCAUUUAUACUGAUCCUGUAUCCCUUUCGUGUGGCCAUAACUUAGCAAUGGCGGCUGCCGAUAUAAGAGAUGAACUGACCUGCUCCAUCUGCAAGGAAAUUUAUACUGAUCCAGUAUCCCUGCCGUGUGGCCAUAACUUCUGCUGGGUCUGCAUUGGUAAAGCAUGGGAUUGGCAGGAGAGUAUAGAGGAAGAUCCUUCCUGCCCUGAAUGCAGACAGAGGUACAGGAGACAACCUGAACUGAAAAGGAACCUAAGGCUGAGUAACAUAGCUGAACGAUUAUAUUCUUCUCACCCAGAGCAGGAUGGGACUGGGAUCUUCUGCACCAACUGUAUUUAUUUUCCUGUACCUGCUGCAAAAUCCUGUCUCUUGUGUGAGGUUUCUCUGUGUGAUGCCCAUGUGAAGGUGCACAACAAGUCAGCAGAACAUGUCUUAACUGAACCCACCACUUCCAUGGGGAACAGAAAAUGCUCUGUACACAAUGAGCUCCUAAAGUAUUACUGCUGUGAGGAUGGUGUCUGUAUCUGUACCUCUUGCUGUCUGGCCGGAGAACACAAGGGACACAGGGUGGAGCCGCUGAAUGAGGCCUCUGAGAAGAAGAAAGGGAAAUUGAGGAAUGUUCUGGAAAAACUGAACCCAGAGAUAGAGGAGACUGAGAGAAGAGCCCAGAGGCUGCAGAAGCGAAGGAGAGAAGUGGAAAUAAAAGCAGUCAGUGAGACAGAGAGAGUCACUGCCCUGUUUAAGGGCAUCAGGGAACAUCUUGAAGCCCUAGAGAAGCAACUCCUGUAUGACAUCUCCAGGCUGAAAGGGGAGCAUUCCCAACAACUCUGGGAUCAAUUUCAGCAGCUUGGAAUAAAGAAGGAUGAGUUGUCCAAGAAGAUCCAUCACAUUGAGGAGCUAUGCAACAUGGCAGAUCCACUCACUGUCCUACAGGAACAGGAAUCAGAUGGAACUGUUUUUUAUGGGGCUGAUGGGGCAGAUAAUGAGGGCAGAGAGAGUGCUGAUAUAAAGGUCCCUGCUGUAGAAGGUCUGGAUGUAGGACUGAUCUCAGAGACAUUACUCACUGGCUUAACUGGGAUUGUGACUGGGAUAAAGAAAAGGUGGAUCUAUGGACAGGAGGCAACAGACAUGUUACUGGAUAUAAACACUGCUGAGAAUCAUGUAUCUUUAUCAGGGGACAGGAAAACUGCUUCCUACUCACAUACAGAGCAGUGCCUCUUAAAUACCCCAGAAAGGUUUCAGAAUUAUUCUCAGGUGUUAAGCACCAGGAAUUUCCCCUCAGGGCAACAUUGCUGGGAAGUGGAGGGUAGUGAAUCAGGGGAGUGGUGUAUGGGAGUGGCCUACCCCAGUAUAGAGAGGGGUGGGAGACAAUCCUUUAUUGGAGAUAAUAGCAAGUCUUGGUGUUUGUGUAUGGAGAACAAUAGCUAUUCAGUGAGACAUGACAGUAAAGGAAGAGAAUUACCCCACUACCCUUCCUGCAGAAGAAUCAGGAUCUCACUGGACUAUGAGGCCGGGUGUCUGUCCUUUUAUGAGCUAAGUGAGCCAAUCAGACACUUACACACCUUCACUGCCUCCUUCACUGAGCCCCUUCAUGCGGCAUUCUUGGUAUGGUGGGCUGAUUCCUUUGUAAAAAUUCUCAGUUAGGACUCUGUCCAACAGACAAACCCAUACAUAGGCAUUCAGACACGGAAGCUUGGUACCUGAGGUCUUCCUCACACUUGAGAAAGGGCCAGGUGCCCGAAACAUGUUGUGUGGUAAUGGAAUAAAAAGCCUAAUUGCAGUUACUCUGCUUUUGUGAGUGUUUCCAACUGCUACUAUAAAUCGAAUAUAUAAGGGAUGCCAGAGGCGGAGCACCCAAGGAAUCACCACAAGAACUGUUUGAAUUAACGCUAAUCAGUGUAAAAAGCCUUUUUGGAGUCUUCCAGAUAAGGGGUCUUUCUGUAAUUUAGAUCUCCAUACUCAGGGGUGAUCCUGGCCCCUCAGCCGCCUAAGGCAGCUUGGUGUUGCUGCCACAACCCUCCCCGGUGUGCUCACCUUUUUGUUCUGGGGGGGGGGGUCCAUGAGGGCGGUGGAGAGGGCUAGGAUGCUAGCGCAGAGAGCAUAAUUGCGCUCUCUGCACUAGAAGAAUUUCCGGUUUGAAAAAUGGAAAUUUGGCUCUUAAAGUACCAGGAGCACCAUUUUUGCUGCCCCUGGCACCUAGUGGGGCACUGCCAUCUGAGGCGAGUUACUCAACUCAGUUACCCCUGUCCAUACCUUAAGUCUACUAAAAAUAAUAAAACGUUAAUUAAACCUAAUAGGAUUGUUGUGCAUUUAAUAAGGAUCAAUAAUAUCUUAGAUGAGAUCAAGUACAAGCUACUGUUUUAUUAUUACAGAGAAAACAGAAAUCGUUUUAAAAUUUAAAUUAUUUGAUUAAAAUGCAAUCCAUGGGAGAUGGCGAUCCUAAAUAACUGAUCCCGUAUCUGUAGAAGCUUGGGACCAAGAAGGAUACUUUGUUUGAGCCAGUGUGCUAAAAAGUAAAUGUGUUAUAACAAAUGUAAUAGAAACAAGUAUAGUUACCAGCUUGCACACCCUGGCUCUCCAAAUUGUAUAUUGCCCGGUGCCCG